Molecule: messenger RNA, 1227 nt
Organism: Ostreococcus tauri
Lineage: Eukaryota; Viridiplantae; Chlorophyta; Mamiellophyceae; Mamiellales; Bathycoccaceae
Product: unnamed product
Exons: 1
Coding region: 1-1227 (408 amino acids)
Source: RefSeq, a predicted model, not a curated record
AUGGCGCACGCGCUCGCGAGCGAGAUCGCGCUCGACGCGGACGAGGGACGACACGGGGAGUACGACCUCGCGGGAUUCGGGAAAGAUUGGGUCGACGCCGUGUGCGCCGCGACGUUCGCCGACGCGCUUCGAUCGAAGCGAGGAUUCUAUCCGUCGUGUAAAUUCGUGAUCGGGGGUGGGAAGAAGACGCGGGCGAAGUACGAUGAGGAGUUGUUGAAACACUUGACGUCGGCGCUGCGCGCGCUGGGGUUCGAGGACGACCGAGGCGCGAGCGCGUGCGCGGAGUGUCAAGGGACGUAUAAAUAUCAACACGAUACGGAUAAGGAUUUGAAAUAUUUACACGUGUUUCCUCGGGCGACGCACGAGGUGGAGGGUGGGGAGGGGGAAGAGGCGAACGCGACGAAGUCGCCCGAGUAUCGCGCGUGCACGUGCGACUUGGACGAGUUUGAGGGGUUGGUGAGCAUGUACACGCCGUCGUUUUCGCAACAGCGGGCGCUUUUGCGACGGAUGAAGGUGAUGGAACACGCUUUGAGCGCGUUGGAGCAGAAGGUCAUCGCGAUGGAGACGCUGAGCGAUCGAGAACAGACGAUGUACGAUUCGAUGAUCGACGUCGCGGCGAAAAUUGAACACCUCCAAAAGUCGCUCGACGACAUGAUCAAAAAGGGUCGAUUGACAAAAGGCGAGCAAGGUGAGAUCGUGGAAGAUCUACAGCUCAAGCUUGAGGACAUGGAUCUCAUGAUCAAGGAGGCGCGCGACGAAGGCAAGUCAAAGAAGGUGGAAAUGCUCGAACAGAAGAAGGAUUUGGCACAAAAGAAAAUCGACUCGGUUCUCGCCAAGCCGCCCAUCGUGUACACGGUUCCGCACGAACGCGAACUCGCCGACUUGAAGAAGGAGCUCAAUUCUCUGAAGAAAAUAGUCUCCGAGUCCAAGGGUAAGCUCAUGAGCGGCUCAGACGCCGCAAAGUGCGCAAAAAUCCCGGCGCUCGAGGAGAGAAUCCACAAUAUUGAAAACUCGGAAGAAAAGGGUUGGUUCGAGGACGAGUGCAGAGCGCUGCUGUUCCCCGUCGUGGAGAAGAAGCCUGCAAAGUCCGCAUCGAAGGGCACCGGCGCGGGCGCGAAGUCAAACUCGGGAUGGCUAACCAAGGCGUCGACUGGCGGCUCGCGACCGAAGGCGAAAGCAGCCGCGCCGAAAGCCUCCAACCCGUUCGCCAUGCUCGGCGACGAUUAA